ACUGUUGAAUUUUCUUGCCUGCCACAUGAUACACACAGUAGGUCCAAUCAAUAUCAUCUUCGGUGUGGCCCAUGCACACAAUGCAGUUGGCAGUGAGAGAACUGCCAGUGUGAGAAAGAGCACUGUGUGAAUACGAAUGUGCCAACGAACUAAGGAACCACUCUUAAUGCUCUGUGUGUAUUUAUCCUACAUGAACUGGCUAAAGUGGGACAUGGUAAUGGUUGCUAAUGAGGGAAGAAGCUAUCAGAGGACUGCAAUGGAAGAUAUUUCUAUGGAACUCUCUUCCAUCACAAUGGACCCAGUCUGAGUCUACUGUACAUCCUGGUCCAGUUACUGUUACUAAUGGAGCCUUCCCAGAAUCCUCUCUGUUGUAGGGUCCACUUACCGAUAUGCUCUAGGCAAUGGGCGGCACCAAUCGCAGUGGUAUCGAUCUCUUUGGUCAGAAAUUGACAUCUCAAAAGGAACUGACAAUCACAACCUUCAACAAGUGACCUGUUGCAUAGUUACAAAUUUCAUUUAGUUACAACCUCAUCCAUGCUGUGUACGUGAUAGUCCUAAACAUUGGUGUUUAGCUGUGAUAUACCGUAUUACUUUUCUUAAAUACAAGAGGACAAAAUGAACAAAACUGUAUAAAUGUUAAAACCCCCUCAGACUGUCACUCUUUAGAUUGGAAUCGUAUUUGUCUGACAAGGACAAGAGAGAUGGACAGUUGCCAUUGGCCACAUAACAAUGUCUUCUGUUUCACGGAUAUACAGUAUUUUGCUUGCAAACCUAUACAGCCCCAUACAUUCCUAUCCAACCCUAUACAUUCCUAUCCAACCCUUUACAUUCCUAUCCAACCCCACACAUCCCUAUCCAACCCCACACAUUCCUAUCCAACCCCACACAUUCCUAUCCAACCCCACACAUCCUUAUCUAACCCCACAUCCCUAUCCAACCCUUUACAUUCCUAUCCAACCCCACACAUCCUUAUCUAACCCCACAUCCCUAUCCAACCCUUUACAUCCCUAUCCAACCCCACACAUCCCUAUACAACCCUUUACAUCUCUAUCCAACCCUUUACAUCCCUAUCCAACCCCACACAUCCCCAUACAACCCUUUACAUCCCUAUACAACCCUUUACAUCCCUAUCCAAGCCUUUACAUCCCUAUCCAACCCUAUACAUUCCUAUCCAACUCCACACAUCCCUAUCCAACCCCGCACAUCCCUAUUACAACCCCAUUUCAUCCCUAUCCAACCCUGUACAUCCCUAUCCAACCCCGUACAUCCCUAUCCAACCCCACACAUCCCUAUCCAACCCUGCACAUCCCUAUUACAACCCCAUUUCAUCCCUAUCCAACCCCGUACAUCCCUAUCCAACCCCAUACAUCCCUAUCCAACCCCAUACAUCCCUAUCCAACCCCAUACAUCCCUUUCCAACCCCAUACAACCCUAUUACAACCCCAUACAUCAUAUUCAACCCCAUUACAUCCCUAUCCAACCCUAUUACAACCCCAUACAUCAUAUUCAACCCCAUUACAUCCCUAUCCAACCCUAUUACAACCCCAUACAUCCCUAUCCAACCCUAUUACAACCCCAUACAUCAUAUUCAACCCCAUUACAUCCCUAUCCAACCCUAUUACAACCCCAUACAUCCCUAUCCAACCCCAUACAUCCCUUUCCAACCCCAUACAACCCUAGUACAACCCCAUACAUCCCUAUCCAACCCUAUUACAACCCCAUACAUCAUAUUCAACCCCAUUACAUCCAUAUCCAACCCUAUUACAACCCCAUACAUCCCUAUCCAACAAUCCUCCAAUGGAACUGAAAACUGUGACUGAGCAUUAUCCUCUCUGGAAUGUAUCUUCACUGUCCCUUUCUUUCUUCAUGUGUUCUCUCCCAGCUGUUACACUGUCCAACUGUGACCUCCCUGAUGGGUCAGUGAGAGGAGUGUGUGUGUGUGUGUAGGCUUGGAGCAGAGCAGAACAAAAUGUGCUGCAUACAACGCAUCUGGUUCUGAUGGCUUUAGCCUCAGUGCUGUGGCAGGUGUUCCAUAACGUGUGUAAUAAUAAUGUGAUCAGCUUCUCUCAAUGAAACGGACAACUCUGUUGUGACACGGUGUCAUUAAUUAAAGUGUUAUGUCUUACCUCA
Oncorhynchus gorbuscha (pink salmon) is the source of this 2130-nucleotide messenger RNA. Its product is annotated as proline-rich extensin-like protein EPR1. The record is from RefSeq and is a predicted model, not a curated record. NCBI's taxonomy places the organism in Eukaryota, Metazoa, Chordata, Actinopteri, Salmoniformes, Salmonidae. Bases 730 to 1680 code for a protein of 316 amino acids. The transcript has 2 exons.